Messenger RNA from Amaranthus tricolor (Joseph's coat), 1618 nucleotides. Its product is annotated as protein phosphatase 1 regulatory inhibitor subunit PPP1R7 homolog. Gene Ontology annotation, molecular function: protein binding. Bases 58 to 1056 code for a protein of 332 amino acids. The transcript is spliced from 6 exons. The record is from RefSeq and is a predicted model, not a curated record. NCBI's taxonomy places the organism in Eukaryota, Viridiplantae, Streptophyta, Magnoliopsida, Caryophyllales, Amaranthaceae.
CCUUUUUUACCAUGAAAAACCCCAAUUACCAACAAAGCAAAAUCAUCCUCCAUUCCCAUGGAUUCCUCCUACGAUAAACAACACCUAGCAAAUUCCAUCAACGAGUCAGAUGAGACGAUCACCUCUCUAGAUCUAACGAGUUACCAGCUUCACGACCUUGACUCGAUCGAUUUGCCUCCUAGUCUUGUCGAGUUAGACUUGACUUGUAAUCGUCUUUCUCAAGUGGAUCCUCGGAUUACUCUUCUUUCAAAUCUUAAAAAGCUUUCUCUUCGGCAAAAUCUCUUUGAUGAUGCUGGCAUUGAAUGCCUCUCUCAUUCUCAUGCAAUUUCUUGUCUCGAGGAGCUGGUACUUAGAGACAACAAACUUAUGAAGAUACCUGAUGUCAGCAUAUUCAAGAAUCUUUUGGUGUUUGAUGUAUCAUUCAAUGAGAUACCUUCUUUAAAUGGAUUGUCAAAGGUCUCUAACACUCUUAAAGAACUUUAUGUAUCCAAAAAUGAAGUGACCAAGAUAGAAGAAAUUGAGCAUCUUCAUGGGUUGCAAAUUCUUGAACUUGGCUCCAAUAGAUUGCGGGUAAUGGAGAACCUGGAAACUUUAAUAGACUUACAAGAGUUGUGGCUUGGUCGAAAUCGAAUUAAGUUUAUUAACUUAUGUGGGUUGAAACGCAUUAAAAAACUUAGUUUGCAGAGCAAUCGCUUGACAUCUAUGAAAGGACUUGAGGAAUGUGUUGCGCUUGAAGAAUUGUACUUGAGCCAUAAUGGUAUAUCUAAAAUGGAAGGGUUAUCAACUUUGUUCAAUCUCCGUGUUUUGGAUGUUGCAUCAAAUAAGUUAACUGCAAUAGAAGAUAUUGAAAAGCUGACAAGGUUGGAAGACCUAUGGCUUAAUGAUAACCAGAUUGUCUCUCUGGAGGGUCUGUUAGAGACAGUUUUGGGAUCAAGGGAGACAAUGACCACCGUCUAUCUUGAGCAUAACCCAUGUGCAAACUCUCCUAACUACACAGCCACUUUGAGAGAGGUCUUCCCCAAUAUCCAGCAGAUUGACGCUCAAAUUUUUGCUUAGAUAGACUUGAUCACUCGAGAGUGUAUAACUUUAAUAGCAGAUCCUGAAAAUACAAGUUUUGGCAUCCUGGUAAUGUAAACCACGGAGUCGAAGUGGAUGGAACACAGCAGAGGACAUGACUACAUAGUUUUUUGGUUCAAAGAGCCAAUAGCCUUCAAUCAGCUCCAUCUUCAGUAAUGAGCUAUGGGCGUCCAUUGGGCCGACUAUAAGUCCAUUGUGUUCAAACGAGUACUCUUAUGUUUAAAAUCUGGUACUUUGAGGCUCCAUCACCUUUUCUCCGAUUACUUCAAUCAUCAAUUUUUACAAUGAUGCUGUGAUCGGAAGACUUCUUUUGUGUUGUAUUGUUUAUUUUGAUCUUUCUAAUUUUCUGACAAGUUUUGAACGAUACCUUUGCAUGUUUGGGAUCUAUUUGUGACUUGGAUUAACUGUUGAAACUUUUCAUGCAAUUUAUUGUGCCAAGUCUCUUGAACAGGAGUUGAUAUUUAGCACCUAGCAAUAUACCCUCGUCCUCCGGUUGGGGAUUUUGCUCAAAAUAAUGCUCAAAUAAAUCAAAUUACUGUCU